Aspergillus alliaceus is the source of this 1577-nucleotide messenger RNA. RefSeq names its product NAD(P)H-dependent flavin oxidoreductase. The transcript is spliced from 4 exons. The record is from RefSeq and is a predicted model, not a curated record. Lineage: Eukaryota; Fungi; Ascomycota; Eurotiomycetes; Eurotiales; Aspergillaceae. Gene Ontology annotation, molecular function: nitronate monooxygenase activity. Bases 393 to 1391 code for a protein of 332 amino acids.
AAUUUCCAGCUGCAAGCAUCACCCCAUCCAGCGAGAGACAAUCAAAUGGCCUCAUUCUAAGUAUGUUUAAGUAUCUCUUACCCCGCUGUUAACGGUCGGCAUUCCCCCACACUGUUGUUCUUCCCCAGGGGGUGGCAAUCUGAAUAGUAAUCUUGACCCGAAUAUCGGUCGGUCCAGAAAUCAACCUCGGCAACUUCUCCCGCGGGUACAAAGAAGUCGCAUUUCUUUCCUAUUUGAAUAAACUACCACUUGUGAUACCCUUCGCUGAUAGAUCUUACAUUCACUGGGUCGCUUCUUUUGUUCAUACUGCCUAUCGGAAUACAGCCCGAUCCUUUGCUAUCAAGACGUAUAUACAUACACUCAGUCUCGGUCUCAGAGGUAUUAGAUACAACAUGCCCUUCAACACCGCACUCACACGGAAGCUGGGCAUCACAGUCCCCGUUGUCCAGGGUGGCAUGCAAUGGGUUGGAUACGCUGAACUCGCAGCCGCAGUCAGCAACGCCGGCGGACUUGGAAUUCUCACUGCUCUCACUCAACCAACUCCCGAAGACCUCCGCAAAGAAAUCCGGAAAUGUCGCUCCAUGACCAAGAAGCCCUUCGGCGUGAACCUCACACUCCUCCCUGCUCUCGUACCCCCUGACUACGCCGCUUACGCCCAGGUCAUCAUCGACGAGGGCAUCAAGAUCGUUGAGACGGCUGGAAACAACCCCGGACCGGUGAUCACCCAGCUGAAGAAGGCCAACACAACCGUGCUGCACAAGUGCACGACCAUUCGUCACGCCAAAUCAGCCGUCAAGCUGGGCGUUGACUUCCUGUCGAUCGACGGCUUCGAAUGUGCCGGCCAUGUCGGCGAGCAUGACAUCACAAAUUUCAUUCUCCUCAGCCGUGCCCGUCAGGAUCUGGGCGUCCCAUUCAUCGCAUCGGGCGGUUUCGCAGAUGGCCACGGCCUGGCCGCAGCCCUGGCACUGGGUGCCGAAGGAAUCAACAUGGGCACGCGGUUCAUGUGCACGAUCGAAGCCCCGAUCCACCACAACGUGAAGGAAGCCAUCGUCAAGGCCCAGGAGACGGACACUGCACUGGUGCUCAGACGCUGGAAGAAUACAACCCGGUUGUUUGCCAACAAGGUCUCGAAGGAGGCGGUGAAGGUGGAGAAGGAGAGCAAGUCCGGGGAGUUCAGCGACGUUGCCCCCCUCGUCAGUGGUAAGAGGGGUAGGGAGGUCUUCUUGAACGGUGACGUCGAUUUCGGGGUCUGGACGGCCGGUCAGGUCAUCGGCUUGAUCCAUGAUAUUCCCACCUGCGCUCAGCUGCUCCAGCGUAUUGAGAAGGAGGCCCUAGAGGCGAUGCAGCGGUCCCAGUCGUUGUACGUGGCAACGCCGCAGAGCAAGCUAUAAGUGGUUGUUUAUUUGGUCCAUAGCUUUCUUUUUAUUUGAUGGUUUGUUACUCGGCUCAAAGAGACUCCGCAUGUAAGGCAUAGAGCUAGUUGUACUGCAAUGCAAUGAUGACAUGGAAAGUAAAUAGUACGGCCAUCCCUUACUGCCUCACGGGUAACCCUUGAACCAAAAAAAAAAGAAAGAAAG